This is a messenger RNA of Corticium candelabrum, 1008 nucleotides long. Its product is annotated as fibrinogen C domain-containing protein 1-like. NCBI's taxonomy places the organism in Eukaryota, Metazoa, Porifera, Homoscleromorpha, Homosclerophorida, Plakinidae. The transcript is spliced from 2 exons. Bases 1 to 891 code for a protein of 296 amino acids. The record is from RefSeq and is a predicted model, not a curated record.
AUGCUCAUUGUUAAGACAACAUCCACAAAACAAGCAUUCACAAGAAGCAAAGAUGAAUUGACUCGCCCUACAGUCAUGGAGCUGUACAAUCCGCAGAAGAAGGUGAAAGUAUCCGCUGACGCGUCAUCACACGGUCUAGAUGCGCGUUGUGAUCAACUGUCGAGAGAAGAGAUGAAGCUGGUCAGCGCAGUUGCGAUCGUUUUUAUCGUAAGCUCGAGCUGCAAUGCUUCUCAAACGAAUUCAUCUUGCUGUUACGCCGACGUGAUCCCUCUCAACUGUCAUCACGCUCUCAUACUUGGACACACAGUCACUGGAGUGUACGUGAUCGAUCCGCGCGAUGGCUUGGGCUCGUUUCCGGUCUGGUGCGACAUGAAAACAAACGGAGGAGGAUGGACGGUCUUCCAGAGACGACGAGACGGAUCAGUUAACUUCAAUCGAGGCUGGGCCGACUACAGAGAAGGAUUCGGAACACUAAAUGGCGAGUUCUGGUUGGGACUGGAUAAGAUUCAUCGUCUAGCCACGAGUCAGGUACUCCGUUUCGAUCUCGUUGAUUUUGACAAUGAGAAGAGGCACGCAGAAUACGACUCAUUCACGGUUGGUCCACUCGCGUCGACGUAUCUUAUGUACGUUGGAAAGUAUAGCGGAAAUGCAGGUGAUUCAUUUAGUCGUCAUUCCGGAUAUGUCUUCGCGACAAAGGACAAAGACUCUUCGCCAAAUUGUCCUGCGCAGUACAAGGGUGCUUGGUGGUACGAAGUAUGUCAUGAUUCCAAUUUGAAUGGUCUCUACCUAAAAGGACCGACCGACCAGUGGGCUACAGGAGUUGUUUGGAAAACAUGGAAGGGGCACGGGUACUCUUUGAAAUUUACAGAACUCAAAAUGAGGCCUCAGUAGUAGACUUGAUUUUGCGUUGUGUUAGCGAAGUGGAUAUUGCCUAAGAGUGGUAUACACUGCAUGCAUGCGCGGGUGUGCAUUAAGACAAUGUGUUUGUGUGUAGCUGCGUGUGAAAUG